AUGGGCAGAGUCUGCGCAUCUUGCUCACGAGAGCUCCCUCGAACGUCGUACACAGGCAAUCAGUGGUCUAAGCCAGUCGGAGUCUCGCGCUGUGCGGCUUGCGUACAUGGCCAUCAGAUCGACAUCCCCGUCGCCCCUUCUAACAGCGCCGGCCGGCACAACAACGCUUCUCGGGCCGUGUUUGAGGACGACGCUCUCGAGUACCCGUUUGCCGAAGGCGCAUUUCGUUGGGUGGCCAAGGGAACGUAUACCCACGGUGAGCGUGAAGGUCAGGCUUGUGUUUGCAAGUGGUUCAAGUCAGGCUCGGUCUUCUCCAAGGACUACUUCACACUCGACAUCAAGGCCGCGGCCAAGGCACUGGAGAUCGUCGACCUAUUCAACAAUAUGGGCAUCGUAACCAAGACUGUGAAGAUCAAUGUUCCUGCGGUCUGGACAGGAUUGGAAGGCAGCAAAUUGAAAGGUGUAAAGAUGAUCGUUGAGCCAUUCAUCCAGAACUACGAGAAGUUCAACAGCAACACUGGUUGGGUCGACGAAUCUACGACAUGGGGCAUGGUCAUGCAAGCCUUGAGCCACUUCAGCUACCACGUCACCCGCGGCAACUUUGUCCUCUGUGACCUCCAGGGCGGUAUCUACCAGAAGGAAGUCGUUCUCUCAGAUCCUGUCAUUCUUUCCCAAACCGAAGAGUUCGGCGUCACAGACUUGGGCCCGAAAGGCAUCAGAUCGUUCUUCAGUCAGCACGAGUGUAACCCUUACUGCCGAGACCACUCGCACAAGCCAGCGAACCCGCGACAAUUCUACGAGCCUCAGGAAGGAUCCCUGAUGCGGAUGCGGCGCACAGUUCCUACCUCUCUGGCUCGGCCUGCUGCAUCGUCCCGCCUCAGAGAGAUCUCUGAGUACUGA
Molecule: messenger RNA, 900 nt
Organism: Cyphellophora attinorum
Lineage: Eukaryota; Fungi; Ascomycota; Eurotiomycetes; Chaetothyriales; Cyphellophoraceae
Product: Alpha-protein kinase 1
Exons: 1
Coding region: 1-900 (299 amino acids)
Biological process (GO): protein phosphorylation
Molecular function (GO): protein serine/threonine kinase activity; ATP binding
Source: RefSeq, a predicted model, not a curated record